Molecule: messenger RNA, 1410 nt
Organism: Schizophyllum commune H4-8
Lineage: Eukaryota; Fungi; Basidiomycota; Agaricomycetes; Agaricales; Schizophyllaceae
Exons: 3
Coding region: 62-985 (307 amino acids)
Source: RefSeq, a predicted model, not a curated record
CAGCAGCCACCGUGCCGAAAAAUUAGGAAGUGAUCGACUGCUCCUCACCCGUCCUCGCACCAUGGUCCUUCCCCCAUGCCCAGGCAUGGCUGCGAGCGACACUCAGUGUCGUCGUGACUAUCUCUUGGAGGUUCAUACCACCAUAAAUACCCCGCCUGUGCUGCCUAGGGGACGACGUGUGGUAUACGUAGGCGCGGCAGACGCAAAGGAAAAGUUAUGUUGGAGGUCUAACGGUUGCGUUGAUUACAUAGUUCAUAAGGACGAUGCAGAGUCCCCUGGCGAAGAACCUGCCAUCCUUACCGCUUAUGGACUGAUAUCCAUGUCAACAUUCAACCUCACACCUGAUGGCGGGUACAAGGGUCCCACCGGAGAGCUACCUUGUCUGGAGGAUGUUCAAUUGACCGCAGAAUUGCGUAUGUCGAUGCACCCUGAUCACGAGCGCUUCAUGGGCGGUACCAGCGAUGCCACACAUAACGUCUUCGAGCUGAUGGAACGCGCUCCCAAUGUCGAUGAGAACUUCCGGUAUGGGUCAUGGAUGGGUGUGGGAUCAAGUCUCCGCCUUCGUCAUCAGCUGUUCGAGCCGCUUUCUCGUCAGGAUGGUGAUGGCCCCAUCAUUCCAGAAGGCGAUUCGGCACCCGGAUUUGAGAGGUUCACCACUUCGAGAUGGCCGAUGAAGUACCGCGCGGCCGCCAAUGAGCUAGAGGAUGAGACGCAACACUCCAAUCAAGUCAUCCCCCUUCCCGCCUACACGCCUGCAGGCCGUCUCAUUUAUCCCCAAGAAUAUUCUGCUGCACUGUGCGGCGCAUUCGUUGAGGCCACCUUCACGCUCAAGCACCGCCGGUUCUCUACCACGGACGACUUCUCUACCUUCAAUGCGGACAUUGUUCAGAUCAACAUCAUUGAUCCCCCCGCGUCCUCACGGCGGCGUCUCCUUCCCCCUCUCCGCUCUUCUUACUCAAUCGCCCAGCGCUUGAAGGGGUUGUAAUUGUGGUAUAAGCAUGUCAGGCAGCCGUGUAGAGUCUUGUAUAAAACGCCGUAUACUUGACUGCCAUGAUCUGUGUGACGGUCCGUGCACGUGCUCACGUCGCGCUCGGUGGCGGCCCUCGUCCUGUCUAGACAAUGUGUCAUUUUACGGGCAGUGGACUGUACAGUCAAGCCUCAAUCUCGAUCAUUUAUUGGAAAUGGGGUGCUUACCACCAUUCUCGUCUGCCACCCCCACGACGAUGCCAAGAUAUGCACGUACACCGGCCCCUCUGCCACAACGAAGCCGUGCACCCCUUCGUGCAAUUCACCCCGACGAGUGCACCAUUGACUUCCUGACAAAAUGUCAUGAUAUGUGGCGCACUACCCCCUAUGGCCCUUCAGGCACUUUUUUGGGCGAUGGAGAAGUGCUUCGUCAUCUCUGUUGGA